CAGAACACCGGUGCUCGCUCUCCGGUGUGUCUCCUCGGAGCCUCGAGAGACAACUCCUGCUCGGCCGUGGCGAUGAGGCCGGCAGUGCCUUUGCGGGGUUCCCUCAUUCAUGGCUUGAGCCUGGCAGGCAUAGGAUGGACUGUCAACUCCUCUGCAGGCACUGAAGUGAUUUCACAAACAGUGGCCGUGAGCCGAAGACCUCGCACAGGUGACACGUCUGCUCCGGAAAAGGCUUAGAGAGAUAUGGAGAUUGAAAGAAUCAUUCAAGACACACUGACACGCUUCAUCCAGUCCCACAUCCCUGCAGCAGAUCUCAGUGGGAUGGAUGAUGUUUUCUUCUCUUACAUCACGGGUGUCCUGGAAGAGCUGGGCUCACCAGAGUCCUCUGAAGAGACUUUUGACAUGGACACCUUUGUGGAAAUGAUGGAGGCAUAUAUCCCUGGUUUUGCAGAAAUCCACAGUGGGGAUGUUUGUGAAAUGAUGUUCUCCCUGUCAGAAAGGCUUUGUGAAGCUCGCAACAAAGAAAAACUUGGCCAAAAGGCUGUGGAAAGCAGGAGUGAAGCAUCCUCUGAAGAUCUCACCAAGGGCCAGGAGGCUGGAGCUGGAGCCUGCAACGGGGAAAGACUGUGCACUGUAACAGACGGAGCCGGGGCCCAGGAAGGUGCUGACUUGAAGGAUGGGGUGGAGCUGCUCCUGGAGAUGUUCCCAGCCUGUACUGUGAGCCAGGCAGAGAAGGCUCUCGCCAUGACCUUGGGGAACUUGGAAGAGGCAGUGCAGUUAAUUGUGGAGGAGAAGGUGCAAAUUGGCCCAGCAGGUGCGAGUGUGAAGGAACUGGCACGGCCCCGCAGAGCACCCAACCACGAGGAGCUAAAACAGGUCAUCCUACAGAAAUACAUGAUGGUGGAUAGUGCAGACGACCAGAAAACACAUCGGCCAGCUCCACCCAAAGAGGCUCCCAAGAAGUUGAUCCGCUAUAUUGAUAACCAGGUGGUGAGCACAAAAGGAGAGAGGUACAAAGACAUCAAGAAGCCUGAGAGUGAGGAGAUGAAGAGAACCUACAUCAGCCUAAAACCAGCCAGGAAGUAUAAGUUCCACUGACAGCCAGGUCCUCCAGCUCUUCAACCUUCCACCUCACUGCCAGGCAUGGCAGGAUGGAUGUGUGGUGCUAGGAGUGAGGUCGACUCCACCUGCCACUAACUUGAACUAACCUGGAAGCCAGGACACUGCUUUCAGCUUCCUCAACUAACCUGGCUGAGCAGACUUCUCUCCUUGUGUAGCUAUCCCUCUGCCCCCAGGGGCACACUGCAGUGGCUCUCCAGGACCUGGGCAUUCUCUGCUAUUCCUUGCAUGGGACAUUUUUAGAUCUGAGAUGUGGCAUGUGCUUUUGCAGCAACCUUUUUAACAAGUCUUUGUGCACUGUUGCUUUGAGUGCCAGUAUUAAUAAAGAUGAUGUGAGUUGGUGUGUAGUUCA
This is a messenger RNA of Zonotrichia albicollis (white-throated sparrow), 1471 nucleotides long. RefSeq names its product CUE domain containing 2 (gene CUEDC2). The record is from RefSeq and is a predicted model, not a curated record. Gene Ontology annotation, molecular function: ubiquitin binding. NCBI's taxonomy places the organism in Eukaryota, Metazoa, Chordata, Aves, Passeriformes, Passerellidae.